Molecule: messenger RNA, 624 nt
Organism: Cucurbitaria berberidis CBS 394.84
Lineage: Eukaryota; Fungi; Ascomycota; Dothideomycetes; Pleosporales; Cucurbitariaceae
Product: secretory pathway protein-like protein Ssp120
Exons: 2
Coding region: 1-624 (207 amino acids)
Cellular component (GO): endoplasmic reticulum-Golgi intermediate compartment; extracellular exosome
Molecular function (GO): calcium ion binding
Source: RefSeq, a predicted model, not a curated record
AUGAACCGCUUACUCCAGGCACCUCUCAGCGCAUUCUUACUACUCUCAUGCGCCUUCAAAGCUUCAGCGCAUGGCGGCGGAGAGCAUGCGAACAUCGAGGUCGCGCCGGACGCGGACUGGGCGACGCGACAUAUGGCUGAGGAGCACCACAUCUCCGGCUUUGACGCAACUACCUUCUUCAACCUGCACGACUACGACAGCACCGGCCUCUGGACAAGCGUCGACAUCCGCCGAACCUACGGCCUCUCCGACCCCUCCUCUACCGGCAUCUCCGAAACAAAAAAGGCAAUGGUCGUCCAAACCAUCCUCGACAUGUUCGAUAUCGAUAAAGAUGGCAGCAUCACUCUCUCCGAAUUCCUGAAGAAAGAUUCCGAGAACGUCAAGCUUCCGGACUUUGGCAUGGGCCCAGGCCAUCAUGGAGAUGAUGAGUACGAGUAUGAGAUUCAUCAUUGGGAGAAGUACCAUAGCGGGGAUGAUGUGAAAGAGGAGGACUUGAACCAUCCAGAGGACAUUGAGCAUUUUAAGAAACAUGAGGAGAUGGAGGCGAAGCAAGAGGAGUGGGAGAAUUUGGAGCUAAGAGGCAUCGUAGAGAAGAACAUUCCGCCCAAGUAUAGGCAGAAUUGA